Molecule: messenger RNA, 2648 nt
Organism: Hyaloscypha bicolor E
Lineage: Eukaryota; Fungi; Ascomycota; Leotiomycetes; Helotiales; Hyaloscyphaceae
Exons: 3
Coding region: 130-2316 (728 amino acids)
Source: RefSeq, a predicted model, not a curated record
GUUCUUUCCCCUCUUCGAGCCGGUUCUUGCAUCGCUCGUCCCUAUUCCUCUUCACUGGGCUUUGAAGUCUAUUUACACAGAAUCUAAGAUCACAAUCUUGCAAGCCUCAUGGAGGAUCAGACGUCAAUCAUGGACCUCGAUAUCCCAGGCCGAGAAGAAGCUAUGGAUCCCCUUCGAGAGCCUCAGAAGGGAGCUGUUCUGUCACGCAAUGACCAGAAGUGGGAGUCGCUCAAGCAAGAAAUAUGGACGGUGUAUAUGAUGGAGAAAAACACGCUUCCGCAAACGAUGCUCAAGAUCGAGCAAGCUCACAACUUCAAGGCAUCUCCACGAAAAUGGAAGGCUAAGCUCAAGGAAUGGAGUUUCGAGAAGCACUUGAGCGAGAACGAAAUGAAGAUCGUUGUUGCUAAAGUGGACAAUCGCAAGAGGGCAGGGAAAGACACUGCGGUCUUUUACAACGGGUUGCAGAUGCCAGCUGAGAAGAUUGACAACUUCAAAAGGAGGAAGAUUAUUAGGGAAUCUGGGCCUGCCUCCCCUAGUGCUCAGACACCAGGACCUGUGACGUACUGUACCCCACACUUCGAUAUGAAUAUGGAUUCUACGAUCGAGUUGGAUGAAAUUGCAGAGCUGGAUGACAAUUUCGAAGACUUGGAUUUUUCUACUUCUGACUUGUCCACUCGGUUAAAAUCUCCUCAUUCAAGCGCUGACCAUAUCAGUGGCGCAAGUGCCGAAGAUACAAAGAUGGACUCCCGGCUAUUGUCGACGGAUGAGGGUGGUAGUCUUGGACUGAGCGGUUUUGCAUCCAACUCCAUCGAUGACGGUCGCAGCGAAGUUGCAGAAGGAUACAUUUGGUCGCAAGGCCUUCCACGAAUUGUUACCUCUGCAGGUGAAUUAUUUCCCGCUAUCGAUAUCUUCAACUCCGAUGGUCUUGAGUCAUCGCUGUCAUCCAUCACAGGGAAUCAGAACGCAGCUGCAAACGAACAUGGUCAGGGAGAGGAGCACGAUCGGUUAUCGAGUAACGCUCCACUAUCAGUUCCUGUUGGGCUUCAAGAGAAAGGCGAUGUCCAGAACCAGGGACGUUUCGUGGCAUCUGUGAUACGGGAUGAUGACUCUCCGAUCAUUGGCGAUAAGUAUCUUGCAGCUAACGAGGCACCCAAUAUGGACCCAGCAGGAAUUACUCUUGAGGAGGCGAACCUCUCCGCGCUGGGCGAGGCAAUUGAUGAAUGUUUCAAAGAUGGAUUCGGGCUUGAUCUUACUAUCUCUCAAUUGUUAUCCUUGUUCACAUAUCUUCAGGGAUCUCCCUCAGAGCCAGAAGAGCUAUCCGAGGGGUCUUUGUCUUACUGGGAAAUGAAAAGGAUUGCGACACUCGCCAGGAAUUGCAUCGAAAAGCAACAGCACUCUGCCGCCGUUCUCCUUUACAAACGUGUGAUUAUCAACGCUUGGGGGUUUCUCGGAGGUGUCCUUUAUCCGGACUUCACGCACCUACUGGAAGGAAUAUUGCCCUUUUCACGUGUUGUGAAGAGGCAAUGCUAUCUAGAGCAUGAGCAGGCAGUCUUGCAAUUAGUUGUGGCUGGUUAUUUCAAGUUGCUACUGUCUGCUGAGAACCGAUUAGACUCCGCUCCAAGCCGUAUUCUAUGUGUGGUACAACGACUUCGGCGCAUCCACAACGCAGCAUCUUCCAUUCUCAGGGAGGAUCUUAACCAAAAGUUCCACUCCCUCAUCCAAACCAUUGAGGACUGGUCUCGUAGUUCUGGUUUUGGUGUGGUUUUCUCGGGGCAAAAGAUUCACGACGUGGGCCAGCUUCGCGACGAGCUCCUAUUUCGCGACGAGCUCCUGUUCCACGCGCUGGACCUGGCCAAUUGCUAUUCUCUAAGAGGAGAGUUUGAGAUAGCGGGAGAACUGUUCCAACUGAUGGGUAUCCCUUCACGUGGUUUUGUGAUGCCAGACUUUAAAACAAAUCACCGUCGGACCAGAGCUGAGGAGUGGUUCGAGGAGCACCAACAACGCUGCCAUCGCUGGCAAAGCACCUUAUCCAGGCCAAGAGUCCAGCCAUGGGAUUUGAUAACAGAGGCUCCGCUGAACACUAAAUCGGGAGAUGCCAUGCUGGCGUCAGAGCACCAGGAAGAGUUGGACGUCCAGAUCGGACGGUUUUGUCAGCUUUUAUUCAAGGAUUUCAAGCAAGGACGGUUGUUAAAGGCUCGUGAGCGUCUUGCGGAGAACAAAGAAGUGGGAGUUAUCAAUCUUGACACAUCAACAGAGAGUGGUUUUACAACGGGGUCCACUAGGAGCUACAGAUUCAGUUUUCAGCAUGUCGGAUAGCGAUGUUCCUGGAAUAGAUCUUUCGAAGUACAUGGCGCAUUAGCUGUACAUACAACAUUACACGGAUGAACUUCCUAGUCCUGGAUUAUCCGAAGUUCUUGAGGUAAUGGAGGCAAAUCUUUAGUGGGUGUGCUCGUCUGUUAUAAAGAAAAACCGUCUCUGGGGAGCCUCAAAUUCCCAACAGACGAUCAAGCUGAACGAAGACUUGAGGACUCGCGAGCGGAACAGAGGACGAAAGCCAACUCGAUCUCUCCUGUGUUUCGUGGAAUUUGAGAAUACGAACGGAAAAUCUCGCCACAAAAUACCAAGCCUGACCCCGCGCCCAACCACGC